AGUCACUUCAAAUAGUCAAUCAAAAUAUCGAGAGAUGGAGCUAUCUCUUUCUUGUGUUUAGUGAGGAGGCUGAGAAAAAAAGGUCCAACGGUCGAAAAGAAAAAGCACUUCCGUUGGAUGACGAAUAUGCUUUUUCUUCAUUUUGAUGACGAAACACUAGAAGAACACCUGUCAAUAUUACGGGACCUUCCACUGAAAGGGGGAGCCAGCCAUUACUACCAAAUAUGAAUGAGAGAUUGGUUUAGUAAUGACAUCUUAAAUAAGCCUUCUACCUAUCCCUCAGUUGAAGCACCUAAAGGAGAGUCUCGUCUCCGCUGCUACAAUUGCUUCAGCGGGAGAGCUGCUGUCGGUAUUGGAAACGGACUUCGUUCCUCGUCGAUUCAUUCCGUGACUAGAAAGUCAUCAUUAGCUAAACCAAAUUAUUUGGUUAUGCCAUUUUGGGCUUUGCUUUAACCGAAGCUAUUGCAUCGUUUGCCCCAAUGAUGGCUUUUUGAUCUCAUCCGUAUUCCGAUCGAAGAAAGAAGAUAACCUUUUUCAUUCUGACUACUAUCCUUGUUGAAGCGGAUAUAGCUCACAGUGCUCUCAUUUAUAGAUACUGGAAAUUAAAAAGUCUCAUGAAGAAAGCCAAUCUUCUGAAUAUUAUGACUUUAUUGGUAAGACCCUUCGUAAGAUGGAUAAUAUCCAUCUUAUAUUAUUACGUACUUACAAUGGUUCAUGGGCUGCUGUUAUUUCCAGACCUUUGAUUCUGGUUUCAUUUUUUCUGUGGAGUCCUUGGAAUCAAGCUCAAGCUAGACCGAGGACUCAUUUGGCAUUAACGUGCUUCUCGAGCCGGAACCUUUAUCUCCGGCGUAAGCCGCCUUAUCAAACAUUCGCGCACAAAGCGCGGACACAGAAAACUCUUUUCCGAUAUAUGGGCUCUGGAAGCCCCCAACUCGCCCCUGGGCUACCACCACAGCUCAACCCAGGCGAAUAUGACUGGUACGCGAAACUUUGGGGAGUGUUGUGAAUGCGAACCACUACUCUCGCACUCUCCAAAACGAGAUAUUCCAAGUCCAUAUGAUGGAACUAAAAAACGAUCUUGUAAAGAUCUUUGAUUCUCAACGCUAAUGCUGGAACCCCAAAUCGGGGAAAUUCUGAAUGUUGCGCUUUACGGUGAUAUUCGACAAGAAGCCUUCGAAUUUCUCGAAGCAAAGAUUCGACCCGUAAGCUCAAUCCGAGAAAGUUUUGAACGAAAUAUAUUUACAGGUAGCCUAAACCACGUGAUUCGAGAUAUCGAACAAAGGGGGGCUACCGCCUCCAUCUACAAAGAAUUCUAUUCGUACUUCACUGACGAGGAAUUCCGACGGUCGACGAUCGACCCAUAAGACUCACCUCUGUUCUGUGGUUCUUAUCUUCCUAUUUCUCAGCCACCGCUUACUUCUCCCUUGACUCUAUCAAAUCCAUCUUUCAUGGAAUUCUCUUCUAUAGGAGAAGAAAGGGUUUGGAAUUCUUUCUAUUUUUGAUUCAUGGACUCCUUUUUUGUUUAGCAUCCCCUUUCUACAUUCCAUUAUUUUAUGGAACCUGGUGUGGAAUCACCACACAUUCAUUGUUGGUCUGGCUGCUGGUCUAGCGAGCCUGACUAUCCUAGCCGCCUAGAAGCCUGCCUGCCGAAGACCAUCACAUAAGUAACUCAGUGCUCCAUACGGGGGAAAUGAAAGCAGAAUUCGUUCGUAUCCUCUCCCACAUGUUCAAUCUUUUUUUAGCGGUUUCCCCAGAAAUCUUUCUCAUUAAUGCAACCUCUAUUUUGCUCAUUCAUGGAGUUGUAUUUAGUACCUCUAAGAAAAAUGAUUAUCCACCGUUAGUCAGUAAUGUGGGUUGGCUUGGAUUACUUAGUGUUGCGUAUCUAAUAACCUUGCUUCUGCUCGCCGCCGGCGCACCUCUCCUAACUAUUGCCCAUUUAUUCUGGAAUAAUCUUUUUAGGAGGGAUAAUUUUACAUAUUUCUGCCAAAUCCUUCUAUUAUUAAGUACGGCUGGUACCAUUUCGAUGUGUUUCGAUUUUUCCGAACAAGAGAGGUUUGAUGCUUCUGAAUCCAUUGUAUUAAUUCCACUUCCUACUCGCAGUAUGCUCUUUAUGAUCUCGGCUCAUGAUUCAGUUGCCAUGUAUUUAGCUAUUGAGCCUCAAAGUUUAUGUUUUUAUGUGAUCGCAGCAUCAAAAAGAAAGUCUGAAUUUUCCACGGAAGCCGGCUCGAAAUAUUUGAUCUUAGGUGCAUUUCCCUCUGGAAUAUUAUUGUUUGGGUACGACCGGACAACUACCGAUAUCUAUUAAUAUCUGAUUUUCGAAUGUAGUUUUGUUAAAUAUAUAUCUAUCUAUAUCGUAAACUAUUGGAUCGGGUAUUACUUAGAUGUGAACCUUGCAGACCUCAUUGGUUGUUCUAUUGUGAUCUUACGGGGGGGAACGAAAUCAAAGAAUAUAUAGACUUGUAGAGACCCCCUCUAUGUAGUUGUCUAUCUAGGGCGAUCGAUCUACAUCUUUCCCCAUAGCCCUGGGUGGGGCUAUGUCUCGAUCUCCUAUGUGCGAAAUCUAAGGGACUAGUUCCUAUGGAGAUUCCCCUUGGUCUAAUUCCACGCCUUAUGACGAAGGGGGAGUCGGCGUGGCGUAAAGUGAAGAUUGAGGGAAGCUUAAGCUUUCCUUAUGGGGUAUUCCGAAGGUGUAACCUAGGCAACGAAAAAGGGGCCCGAUACUUCAACUAGAGGAGCGACCAGUUGGUUCACCAAACCCCGACCCAGCGUCACACGUUCUCCAGGUCCGAAGGGAUCCAGUGCCCAACUACCGACUCCUCCCGGAAUUGCGUUAUCGGAGUCGAGCCAGGAAUGGCCGUUAGUGGACACCCACCACUUUUCACCGGUUAGAGAGGCCCUCUUUAAUACAUUAAGAAAAGAUGUUCACAGGGGCCAGAAAGACUCGGUCAUAGGAACUUAGACCACCUACGCGCUGGUAAACUAAAACCACCUCCGACCGGAUCAGAGUCAACAACAAUGUCGAAUCAGGCCGCCCCUUGCCUUGAAAGAAUUCACACGCGGCCACCCGCUUUCCAAAAAGAAAGGGGAAUCUGCUGCUUACUGCUCACGAAAACAU
Cornus florida is the source of this 3115-nucleotide messenger RNA. RefSeq names its product NADH-ubiquinone oxidoreductase chain 2-like. Bases 1691 to 2305 code for a protein of 204 amino acids. The record is from RefSeq and is a predicted model, not a curated record. NCBI's taxonomy places the organism in Eukaryota, Viridiplantae, Streptophyta, Magnoliopsida, Cornales, Cornaceae. The transcript is spliced from 2 exons.